AUGCGGACGCUGAAAUGGUUCUUGUUUCUGCCUCUGUGCUUCUGCUGCGGCUAUGCCUUCAUGUUUUCCUCCCUGAGAGAUAAAGCCAAAGAGUCCCAGGGGAAAGUGCCUUGCGGGGGCCACUUUCGGAUUCGGCAGAAUCUACCAGAGCAUGCCCAGGGCUGGCUCGGGAGUAAGUGGCUCUGGCUUUUUUUCGUCGCUAUGUUGUAUGUGAUACUGAAGUUUCGAGGAGAUGGUGAGAAGAAUAAGGAGCCGAGUCUUCCUCCUGGCCUUCGAGGCUGUUCAUUACGCUCUCCACUAAAGAAAAAUCAAAAUGCUUCUCCCAACAAAGACUACGCCUUCAAUACCUUAACCCAGCUCGAGAUGGACCUUGUGAAAUUCGUGUCCAAGGUGCGGAAUCUUAAAGUCGCUAUGGCAACUGGCGGUAACCUCAGGCUUCAAAGCGCAGAGGUACCUGCAGAUCCACAAAAUAAUAUUACAAUAUAUGAGAUAUGGGGAGAAGAAGACUCUGAGUGA
Molecule: messenger RNA, 516 nt
Organism: Otolemur garnettii (small-eared galago)
Lineage: Eukaryota; Metazoa; Chordata; Mammalia; Primates; Galagidae
Product: protein FAM209A
Exons: 2
Coding region: 1-516 (171 amino acids)
Source: RefSeq, a predicted model, not a curated record